Molecule: messenger RNA, 300 nt
Organism: Triticum turgidum subsp. durum (durum wheat)
Lineage: Eukaryota; Viridiplantae; Streptophyta; Magnoliopsida; Poales; Poaceae
Source: the annotation of a GenBank genome assembly
AUGUCGACGAGGCUGGCCGCGGUGGUGCGGUGGUGCGGCGGCGCGCGGAGCGAGCGGCCGAGGCUGCGCCGGCGGCGCAGCGGCAGGACGGUGCAGCUCGGCGGGCGGCGCAGGAGCGGCGGCCGCGGGUGCAGGCUGGCCGUGUCGCGGCUGGUGCGGUGGCGGCUGGUGGCCGAGCUGCUGCGGCCCAUCAGGAAGGCGCUGAUGGACAUGGCGGCCGGGCGGCGGGGGCUGGUGGCGCUGCCGCUGGUCAGCUUCCCGUUCGUCGGCGCGCUCUCGCUCCCGGGCACCGUUGCCUGA